Messenger RNA from Ostrea edulis (European flat oyster), 1835 nucleotides. RefSeq lists its product as uncharacterized. Gene Ontology annotation, molecular function: FAD binding; oxidoreductase activity. Bases 121 to 1749 code for a protein of 542 amino acids. The transcript has 4 exons. The record is from RefSeq and is a predicted model, not a curated record. Lineage: Eukaryota; Metazoa; Mollusca; Bivalvia; Ostreida; Ostreidae.
AUCUUAUCGCUUUUUAAAAUCCACUUUGAAAUGAUAUUGAGUAAUUUUACGUCAUCAACCUUCUUGAUAUAUAAAUGCGGGCAAAUGUGUUGAAAAGGGUCCUUCUUGCAAGCAGAAAGGAUGUAUCCAUUUUACAAUAGAGGCACCUUUGUGGUAGUUGCUCUUCAUUUCCUUGGCGUAACAUCUGUAAUCGACAGAUGCCUGCCGGGAGAGUCAUGCUUCCCAGACAACCCAGUCAUUCUCAAUUUUGGUAAAUCCCUGGACGGAGUAUUGUUACUUCCAUACAUGCAGGAAUACACUGAAGUUGUGGUCACACGCGAUGUUGUCUGGACAAAGUUUCCCAUCGGGAUAGUUGUGGCUAAAUCAACCCUUGAUGUCCAGAGAAGUGUCCUGUUUGCUCAGAAGUAUAAUUUGCUGGUGUCUGUACGGUCGUCGGGUCACGACUUUCUAGGCAGAUCCACAGCCCACGGAAGUUUACAAAUUCUUUUGGGCAACAUGACGAAAACUUCAAUGAUUCUUGCAUCGCCAAGGAAUCCAGCAGGGGAAAUUACUUGCGAAAGCGGGAACACUUGGCUUAAAGUUUAUGAGGAGGUCGACAAAGUUGAUCGUGUCAUAGUGGGGGGUAGUGCUCAUACCGUCUGUAUGGGUGGCUAUACUCUUGGAGGUGGUCACAGUCCGAUGUCAAGGACGUUUGGGUUAGCCGUGGAUAAUCUACUGGAGGUAGAAAUGGUGGACGCCCAAGGUCGUAUCAUAGCGGCAAACGACCACAUGACACGCAUACAACAUUUGAACGGUAGUGUAACAUCGACCAACAAUAGCGACAUCUUCUGGGCUUUACGCGGAGGAGGUGGCGGGACGUUUGGCAUUGUUACUAACUUUACGUUUAAACUGCAUUACCCAGCAUCUGGAGUAGCGACAUUUGAUUGCUCUUAUCCUAUCGUGCGUAGUGACGAAACAGAGAUUGGUCAUAUUGUUCUGAAGAAGAUGGUGUCAAUGUUGCAAAAUCUACCUACGGAAUGGGGUGGUUAUUUGAUUGGGUCUGGUACACCGAACGCCGACUCCUCUUGGGGUAGCAUUAUGCUCGCCAUGAAUCAUUAUGGGUCUUAUGAUGCACCCACGAGGUCGUAUAUGGAUGAACUAAAGAACUUUCACCCCGAAUGGCAACAAUAUUGUGCGUAUAAGCGCCUUAAUACAUUUUUGGAGUACGAAUCAACUCCGAAGGACCCUCCAUAUGUCAGCACAUAUCUUCUAAAUACCCUAAUGCAAGAAGACAGUUUCACGGAUGAUUGGAUCCAAUAUAUUUUUACGACUUUGGCAACAAAAUUACCACAACCCGGCAUUGUGACUUUCACAGGGAUUUUGAUCGGAGGGAAGACAUCAGCAGUAGGAAUACAGGAAACAUCGGUGCAUCCUGGAUUUAGAUCUGCCGUUAUGUCAUUAUCGGUGGGUAUAGUCCCCGUGGGAGAGAACAUCACAGGGCUACGCGAGAAGGCGGCAGAAAUGGCUCCACAGCUGGCUGAGUAUGGAAAUGGCCAGUACCCUAACGAAGCGAACGCUGACCUGACCAACUGGCAAAAUAAAUUUUGGGGCAGCAAUUACCAUCGUCUGCUUAGCAUCAAGCGUCAGUGGGACCCAAAUAAUUUUUUCACUUGUCGAGAGUGUGUUGGAUCCGAAGACCAGACAUCUUCGCAUGCCCAUGUAUCUGACAAUCAUGGUGUUGUGUUUUCAGCAGAAAUGAACAAAACGUAGUCGUCUUCAUAUUCAUUGAGCAUUGAAAUAAGUUAUUUUGAAAACAUCAUAUAAAAAAUUAUUUCUGAAUAAAAACUUGCACAGUA